UCAUCAGGAGCAUUAGAUUGUUCAGAGCAAGCAGGUUGUUCAGAGCCAGUGGGUCGUUUAGAGCUAGCUGGUCGUUCAGGACCAGCGAGGCCAGUGGGUUGUUCAGGGCAUGCAGGUCGUUCAGGGCCAGCGAGUCAUUUAGGAGAGGGUUAUUUGGAAGCGGGUUGUUCAGAAACGA
This is a messenger RNA of Racocetra fulgida, 178 nucleotides long. The record is from the annotation of a GenBank genome assembly. Lineage: Eukaryota; Fungi; Glomeromycota; Glomeromycetes; Diversisporales; Gigasporaceae.